Synchiropus splendidus (mandarinfish) is the source of this 3343-nucleotide messenger RNA. RefSeq names its product bone morphogenetic protein receptor type-1A-like. The record is from RefSeq and is a predicted model, not a curated record. Gene Ontology annotation, molecular function: ATP binding; SMAD binding; transforming growth factor beta receptor activity, type I. Gene Ontology annotation, cellular component: plasma membrane; signaling receptor complex. Gene Ontology annotation, biological process: BMP signaling pathway; protein phosphorylation; dorsal/ventral pattern formation. The transcript has 13 exons. Lineage: Eukaryota; Metazoa; Chordata; Actinopteri; Syngnathiformes; Callionymidae. Bases 695 to 2269 code for a protein of 524 amino acids.
CUGGUGUAGCAUUCGAUCUCUUGUAAACAAGUUCAAAUGCAAGUGAUAGUUUAAUCAACUAGGAUAUUGUCACGUAAUCCACGCAUCUACGCCUAGUGAUUGGCAGAGUUUGUUGUGCGCGUGCGUGAGAAUUCUCCAGGUGAUAGACGCGGCCUGCCAUCGUGGAAAUAAACAAGUCUCUGCACUUCGACGGAAUGUCCUGCUCAAAUGUGUUCCGCUGAAGUUCUCGCCGUUGGCCCCACCAGAAGAGAGGACAUUUUUCUCCACUCUUUUCUCAUCCCUUUACCAAUACCUGAUGCUGGUUUUUCUGGGCGACGGUUCGACUGCGUUGAACCUGGCGACCGCCUAACAAAAUGCAACCGUAAAAUUGAAUGUAACAAAACUUGCGGUGUGUAGAGCUUCUUCGUGUGUUUGAACUCGGUCCCCACAUUCCCAUGGAGCCCUGUGGCAGCACACCCACUUUGAUACGGAGCCAUUUGCUGGGGUUCUGGACAUGGAGACCCAGUGAAACACCGCUGGACCAGUGACACAUCUUUCCUCACAUUCGGACUACUCCUUACUAUCCUGGACAACAAGGGCGAGGCCCAGACAAAGGCCUAUGAUAUCUUCAAGUCACUGCCUCUUUGCUUCUUUUACUUUUUCAAACUUUUAAAGCCGUCCAGUUCGAUCCUUUUGCAGUUCCCGUUCUGGAAUAAUGGGCUCUGGACCAUUCUUGGCUUUUGCCGUAAUUUUUUUACUGGCCCUCGGCGUUCAUGCUGCUGGUCAAAACCCGGAUCAUGUUCUGCAUGACACCGGAGUCAAACCAGAUACCAGAAGGCUCGGAGAUGAUUCAACCAUCGCCCCUGAGGAUGCUGCCCGCUUCCUCAGCUGCUACUGUUCUGGCCAUUGUCCAGAUGACGCCACCAACAGCACCUGCCAGACUAAUGGUCAGUGUUUUGCAAUAAUUGAAGAAGAUGAGCAUGGAGACACAAUCCUGACGUCUGGGUGUAUGAAGUACGAAGGUUCUCAUUUCCAAUGCAAGGACUCUCCAAACUCUCGGACUCGACGAACUAUUGAAUGUUGUGACUUUGACUUCUGCAACAGGGACCUGCAACCAACACUCCCACCUCUGGCUCCCUCAGAGGGAACGCCACACUUGAUCGCCUUCCUCGUCGCCAUGGUGAUCAUUUGUUGCACCUUUAUCAGUGUGACAGUGGUGUGUUACUACAGGAACAAGUGGAUGGCAGAGCGUCAGAGGUACCACAGUGAUGUAGAACAGGAAAUUUUCAUUCCUCCUGGAGAGUCCCUGAAGGAUUUGCUCGUCCAGUCCCAUAGUUCGGGCAGUGGUGCCGGACUCCCUCUGCUAGUGCAGCGGACCAUCGCCAAGCAGAUCCAAAUGGUGCGUCAAAUCGGGAAAGGUCGCUAUGGUGACGUAUGGCUCGGCCGCUGGAGAGGAGAGAAAGUGGCUGUCAAGGUGUUUUUCACCCGAGAGGAAGCCAGCUGGUUCAGAGAGACAGAGAUCUAUCAGACGGUUCUGAUGAGACACGACAACAUCUUAGGCUUCAUUGCGGCUGACAUCAAGGGCUCUGGUUCCUACACACAGCUCUUUCUCAUAACAGAUUACCAUGAGAACGGUUCUUUACACGACUUCCUGCGCCUCAGUACUCUGGACACGGCCUCACUGCUUCGUCUGGCUUACUCAGCUGCCUGUGGACUCUGCCACUUGCACACAGAGAUCUAUGGGACACAGGGGAAACCAGCCAUUGCCCACAGAGACCUAAAGAGCAAGAACAUCCUGAUUAAAAAAAACGGAACCUGCUGCAUCGCUGACUUUGGUCUGGCGGUCAAGUUCAACAGUGACACCAGUGAAGUGGACCUUCCUCUCAGUACUCGGGUCGGGACUCCGCGCUGCAUGGCGCCCGAGGUUCUGGAUGAAAGUCUCAACAAAAACCACUUUCAGGCCUACAUCAUGGCUGACAUGUACAGCUAUGCUCUGGUGCUCUGGGAGAUGAGUCGGCGCUGCAUUACUGGAGGCAUGGUGGAAGACUACCAGCUACCCUAUUAUGACUCAGUGCCUUCUGACCCAUCAUACGAAGACAUGCUGGAUGUCGUGUGUGUGAAGGGACUUAGACCAACUGUUUCCAACCGCUGGAACAGUGACGAGUGCCUCCGUGCCAUGUUGAAGCUGAUGUCAGAGUGCUGGGCCACUAGUCCUGCGUCCAGGCUCACCAUCCUCCGGGUGAAGAAGACUUUGGCCAAGAUGGUGGAGUCUCAGGACAUCAAGAUCUGAAGCGGUCACCUUGGUAUCUGACUGGACCAUCGGUGAUAAACAGCUAUUGGAGCUCACACUCCGGCCCUCUCAUUCUCAUCUCCGUGGAAACUGACAUGCAAGAUGCUUUCUGUGAAAGCAGAACAAGACUGAUGACUGCCGGCUUGGGGCUAAAAGACACUUCCUGUUGAGAGGUGGCAACUUCCUGCCAUGUGGAGUACUAUACAUAGUCAUGUAGAAUCUUCAUAUUGUGGUGACUGUUCUUGUCACUGAACUUGUGUAAAUAAAUGUUACCGUCCUGUGGCGUGAGCGGCGCUAAGGUUCUGACACUUGCAUGCUAUCUCUUAUUCCAGCCCCUACAAUUCUCCAGGUAGUUGAUCUUUUGUGAUUUAAUGUUUUAUUUACAGACAAAUUUGUUUCCACUUUGAAAACGUUUGUUUGGACAAAUAGUGUUGCUGUGCCAACACUGCUGGAUGGAUAUAUGUCACUGCAUCUGAGAGGAGGACGGUGUGUGUACGCGCAUGGCUGGUCCUCAUAAGGGUUUGGGGAUUCAAACGGCAAAAAUGAGUAGGUCAUUAUAAAUGGGUUUCAGUUUAGGGUACCGCUUAAGGUUAGCCGCUUGUUGUGGAUGGUUAGGUUUAGGGGAGAGGCUGGGGAAAGGGUGAUGGCCAUGAGAGGUCCCCACCAGGAUAGAGAUACAAACAUGCGAGUGUGUGCAUGCACAUUUCUUAAAACAGCAAUAUAAAACUGCAUUAAUUCUGUCCAAUUUAUAACAAAGUAUAUUUAGUAAACGAAUGUACAACUCCUUUAAAUGUAUGCUUUUUUUUUUUUCAACUUAUGAUAAAGAAACUUUUUACACGCAUGAAAUUAGUGAUCAAAGUUACAGUUCUGUCUGAGAUUGACAUCCCCAGAUCACAGAUGGACAGCACCUAGGAGCUUCGGCUCAUGGACAAUUUUAAAUGAGGCUUGAGAAGUUUCGAUCAAAGUGCUGUGUUUGUCCGCCCGGGCCUGGCCUUGUCGAUGUUGUUUUGGCAGGAUCCUUGGAGCGAGUGCCACAAUUUCUUCAUAUUUUGCAGUAAAAAAAAGGCUUUUUUA